Rattus norvegicus (Norway rat) is the source of this 7862-nucleotide messenger RNA. Lineage: Eukaryota; Metazoa; Chordata; Mammalia; Rodentia; Muridae. The record is from RefSeq and is a predicted model, not a curated record.
GCCCAGGGGCGGGAGGGCACGCGCGAGGACGGGAGCCAGGCGUCCCCCGUCCCGGGACAGUGAGGUGGGUGGACAGGGAGGGGAGGGGCUCGGUGGCGCAUGCGCGUGGACCAGGGGCGCGGGUCUGGAGACCCACAGCCACUGGCGAGGGCACACGCUAGGAAGGGCACACGCGUGCGACUUUCGGGGCCCCUGGAACUGUCCGCUACUUCGAGUCCCCUUGAGCGCCGUGUGCCGGCUCUGAACAUUGGCGUUCGCAGCUGUUUUGUGGGCUGGAGGGUUCGUGGAGUCCUGGAACUGAAGCGACGCUGGGUCCUCUGGUUGUCCCCUUGAGGGGAGGGCACACGAGCGGGGACAUCGGGGCGCUCCCUUCCCACAGCGUGGUGCAUUUGGGCGUAACUCACCGGGAGGCGUUUCCUGAGACCCUCGGGGAUCUUAGAGGCGAGCCAAGACUGAAGUUCAAGGCCCUGCCUUCCCUGUGAACUGACAUUUGUGACUGGUCAAGCUCAGGACACAAGACGUUGUCAUCACAGAUGAAGAAGACAUGGAUCCUCCAGGUCCUCCCUUACCCCCAGCGUUUGUUCCCUUCAGAUCUCAGCUGAAGACUUCCUUCUUAGGCUCCUCCCUGAGCCUCUGGACAGAAUGUCAGAUUGGUGCUCUGUGGCCCGCCUGGCCACAACCAUUCAACAUGGUGGACACAGAGAGCCCCAUCUGUCCUCUCUCCCCACUUGAAGCAGAUGACCUGGAAAGUCCCUUAUCUGAAGAAUUCUUACAAGAGAUGGGAAACAUUCAAGAGAUUUCUCAGUCCCUCGGAGAGGAGAGUUCCGGAAGCUUUAGUUUUGCGGACUACCAGUACUUAGGGAGCUGUCCAGGCUCGGAGGGCUCUGUCAUCACAGACACCCUCUCUCCAGCUUCCAGCCCCUCCUCAGUCAGCUGCCCUGCUGUCCCCACCAGUACAGAUGAGUCCCCUGGCAAUGCACUGAACAUCGAGUGUCGAAUAUGUGGGGACAAGGCCUCAGGAUACCACUAUGGAGUCCACGCAUGUGAAGGCUGCAAGGGCUUCUUUCGGCGAACUAUUCGGCUAAAGCUGGCGUACGACAAGUGUGAUCGAAGCUGCAAGAUUCAGAAAAAGAACCGGAACAAAUGCCAGUACUGCCGUUUCCACAAGUGCCUGUCCGUCGGGAUGUCACACAAUGCAAUCCGUUUUGGAAGAAUGCCAAGAUCUGAGAAAGCAAAACUGAAGGCAGAAAUCCUUACCUGUGAACACGAUCUGAAAGAUUCGGAAACUGCAGACCUCAAAUCUCUGGCCAAGAGAAUCCACGAAGCCUACCUGAAGAACUUCAACAUGAACAAGGUCAAGGCCCGGGUCAUACUCGCAGGAAAGACUAGCAACAAUCCGCCUUUUGUCAUACAUGACAUGGAGACCUUGUGCAUGGCUGAGAAGACGCUUGUGGCCAAGAUGGUAGCCAACGGCGUUGAAAACAAGGAGGCAGAGGUCCGAUUCUUCCACUGCUGCCAGUGCAUGUCCGUGGAGACCGUCACCGAGCUCACGGAAUUUGCCAAGGCUAUCCCAGGCUUUGCAAACUUGGACUUGAAUGACCAGGUUACCUUGCUGAAGUACGGUGUGUAUGAAGCCAUCUUCACGAUGCUGUCCUCCUUGAUGAACAAAGACGGGAUGCUGAUCGCGUACGGCAAUGGCUUCAUCACCCGAGAGUUCCUAAAGAACCUGAGGAAGCCAUUCUGCGACAUCAUGGAACCCAAGUUUGACUUCGCUAUGAAGUUCAAUGCCCUCGAACUGGAUGACAGUGACAUUUCCCUUUUUGUGGCUGCUAUAAUUUGCUGUGGAGAUCGGCCUGGCCUUCUAAACAUAGGAUACAUUGAGAAGUUGCAGGAGGGGAUUGUGCACGUGCUCAAGCUCCACCUGCAGAGCAACCAUCCGGAUGAUACCUUUCUCUUCCCAAAACUCCUUCAAAAAAUGGUGGACCUCCGGCAGCUGGUCACGGAGCAUGCGCAGCUCGUGCAGGUCAUCAAGAAGACCGAGUCAGACGCGGCGUUGCACCCACUGUUGCAAGAGAUCUACAGAGACAUGUACUGAUUUUUCCUGAGAUGGUAGGCCGUUGCCACUGUUCAGGGACCUCUGAGGUCUGCGGCCCCAUACAGGAGAGCAGGGAUUUGCACAGAUGGCCUCCCUCCUUACCCUUGGAGAUGAAGAGGGCUGAGCCUAGGCAAUGCAGGCUCCUCCCACAUCCUUACUUUCUGAAUGAGCACUUCUAAGACUUCCUGCUACUGAAAUGGUGGUGAUCAGAGGCUAGUAGGAUUCAGACAAUUACAGACAAUGGCAGCCCCCCCCCCCACCAGUCUGAUCUUAACUGGCCCAAUGUUAAUCAUUGCACAGUACUCUACGUUGCAUAUAUAAUUUGCCAUUAAUUAACGGGUAACCUCAAAGUCCAAGCAGUCUAAUUCUCUUUCUGCCAUCCUUCUGGCUGUGUGCAACUCUUGUAAGUCUUGAAAACUAAUCUGCACUUUUUUUUUUCUUUUCUUUUUUUCGGAGCUGUGGACCGAACCCAGGGCCUUGAGCUUGCUAGGCAAGUGCUCUACCACUGAGCUAAAUCCCCAACCCCUAAUCUGCACUUUUUAACCUUUAAAAAAGUCUACGAGUCAAGGUGUGGCCCAAGAUUAGCCAUUUAUACGUGGCAAAAAAAAAAAGUUUAUUGGGAAGACUUCACUUGUGUUUCCUGGCUCUAAGAAAGAGAGGUGGCUUCUGAGAACAUUUGAGAAUAGUUUGAUAAGCUAUCCCAUCAUUCUCCUGUGGUCUCACUGUUCUAGAGGGUACAACUAACUCGUGUGGUGGAGGACAUUUUCAGAUUUGUAUAGAAGAUGCCCAGAAAGUUCCAUCUCAAGAAGCCUCAGAAGGCUUCAGCUAGUGUCUGUUAGACAAAGGCAGGAUGAGCCCUGAGCGACAAAUUCUGCAGCUCUGCUCAUGUCAGACUCUCAGCCUGUGGUCAUGGCAAUAUCAGAGGUAGAUUCACAAAGAUUUGUCCAUGCUCCUCUAGCCCCCGCCCCCUUUGGCAGCUCCUUUAAUACGACACUUUACUGCCUUUUAAAAACUCUCUUGGUGAUGAGAUGCAUGCCCGUGCUCGCUCUCUCUCUCUCUCUCUCUCUCUCUCUCUCUCUCUCUCUCUCUCUCUCUCUCUCUCUCUGGAGUAGAGAAAGCAAAAAGUGACUUCACUACCCAGGUCACCCUGGAGAACAAGAGACAAAGGUGUGAUUUUCAUUCAGCUUCUGUUUGUACCCAGCUGAAGAGCUCACAACACUUGUUAGUCUGUUGCUGUUGUUAUUGUUGUUGUUGCUGUUGUUGUUGUUGCUGUUGUUGUUGUUAUUGUUUCAAGGAAUUAGAUGGUAAAGUCCCUUUUCCUCAGUCCCAUUGGGAGAGCAGUGCUGGCUACCUUCAAGAGAAACAGUUGCACAAAAGAUUCUCAGACCUCAUGGACCUGCCAGCACCUGCCUUCCCUCCAAGAGGGUGGCUGCAUAUUUCAGAUCAGGUUGUAUCUUCUAUGCUCCUGACCCAUCUUUAGAAAACUUGACUCUUCUGACGUCACCAUUAUUUGUUAUUAAGGAAUGAUCCAGACAGACACUGCCAAGGAGUCGAGGACGUAGCUCAGUGGGUAGAAGGCUUGGUCCCUGUCGCUGCUCUAUGCUGGCCAUGGUGGUCGAUGCCUGCAACCGCAGCAGGAGUCAGAGGUCACCUUCAGAUACAUAAUUAAGUUUGAUGCCAGUCUGUACAGUGUGAGACCCUGUUUAAAAGAGAAAAAGAUUGCUACUGAUAAAAUGUUGGCAUAAUAAAAACACUAGAAGGAAUAAUAAGACCAUGGCAUGUCCAAUAGGGAAAAGGGAAAAUUGGCAUCAAGACAUGCUUUAAGAUUUGCACCCUACUGAUCUCCUUCCUUCUUCCCUCCCUCUUUCCUUCUCCCCUUCCUGUCUUCUGUCCUUCCUCAAACCCACGGUGUCCCCUUUGUCGUCCCUCCUUGCUGCCAAUCAAAGGCUCUGUUGGACAGCAGUUGCUGCAGGCAGUCCGCCCAGGGUCUUAGGAAUCAGAGACAGAGCAAGUCAUUUUCAUAUAUGAUCCCGGUGAGGGUAGAGCUCAGUCAGGGAGGAGCCAGCCUUUGUGUCACAUGGCACAUCCAGUCCUCAGUGCUUCCAGCCGGGCUAGAGCUUGUCCUAGUUUGGAGAGUCAAAGGUUGGAUCCCAGUGUCAGGCCUCUUCUGUGCACAGGUCCCCUGUGAAGACAGGCUCCUGUUCUAAUGAACCUUACACAAGUGCCACUCCAGUGUAGGUGACCUUGGAAAGUGAGUUUUGAGUCGUGGGCUUUUGGAGUGGUCAAGCAUUGUGCUUGAACUUGCAUAAAACUUGUGAAGAGUAGCCCCUAGCUGGAUGCUUUCAGGAUGGACCACAGAACUGACUGACAACUUCCACGUCAGUCUGCAUCUGAGCUGACGCUCAGUCGUGUUCGUGAAGGUUUCAUUCUCCUGGAGCCUAGUAGGAUUGCCAGUAAGCUAUCCCCAGAGAAGCCAGGAAGGACCACAGUGGCCUUAGCCUCAAAGUCACUGACUUUAAGAAGCCUCCUUUGUGGGAAGGAUAUUCACAAUGUGGCCACAUGGUGCUAGGACCUUUCAGGCCACCUAAUCAGAUUUCCCAAGGUUCGCAUGCCAGGUUAAAUACCGUGGCACAUUUAGGAACCGAGAGAGUGGGCAGCUGUGGUCUGCAAGGUGUGUCAGCGGCAUCAGCCAGCAGCCCAAUCAAAGAUGCCACCUUGGCUCAGGGAGCUCUAGAGCAGGGUUGCAAAGCCACUUCCCAGCUCUCAUGGCAAAGUCUUAGUGCCAGACUCCUUGGAGACUGAUGGGGACCAAGCAGCCUUGGUGUCCCUCCUCCCUCCCUCCGGAUGUCUUCAAGAGGCUGUGACCUAGUGAAGUCACAUUCGCUGUUUAAGGGAGUCUUAAAGAUACACAUGUGCAAAUUUUAGUCAUCGACUGGACUAAGGGCUCUCACGACUUCCUCUAUGAUCCUGUCUGCAGGGGCCACUCCAGCCCCUCCCUCCAUGACACCCCUCUCUGCUGCGCUUACCCAGAAAAGGUUCCUUGAAACAGACCUUCAAAAAAACAUGGCCCUUGGGCUCCUCUACACUCAGCUUGCAUCUGAUUCUAAAUAUGUCUCACCUUGAGCCUUUAUCUAACACACUGUGACACUGGGAGCUUUGGACAGUCAGCAGCCAGAUGCAUGGAGGAAGGGGAUAUUUUUGUCCUGCAUCAGUUUGAAAAUGACUUGCUGAACUCCAGUUUAAAGUUUUUCUGGUGUCCCCUGAGAUUAAGUAGCCUUUGGCCCCAGGGCCACCUACAGCCAAAAAGCCCGCUGCCUUCACUCUGUCUCUCUUUAACCUGUGUGGCCUUUCAAAAUGAGUUUCAAAAUGAGCGACUCCCUACAGCUGCUCAACCAGCAUUUUCCUAACGGGUUUAAGUUCCUGUUCUCACCCCUCCAGUAGGUCCUGUUCUCCUUCCAGAGCCCCUGGAAGGCUGAGAACAGGAACCUAGACCCUUCUUCAAGUAGAUAGCACCAGUGUGGCAGCCAUCUUGGUUUCCUGCUGAGCCACCAGACACCAUUCUGUGCCCGGUCCACAUUUGUAUGGCUGACUCCCAAGACCAGAGUAGGUUAAGAAUAUAAGAGCAAUAGCCUGACUCAGGCUGACCUUUGCUUCAUUGAAAGACACUAAAAUCUGCAUGGAGAGGCUUUGGUUUAAAUAAGUGGACCACAUUCCUCACUGAGACUCCUCUGAGGAAUGUGUUGGCAUCUCUGGUUUUACUUCAGUGGAGUGGCUCAAGAAAAGGUGUGUGGUCCCUAAUCAGGCCUAUAUCACCAGCCUGAGACCCCUGAGGACAUUUUCUCAACAUCAGACCUCAGCCUGUUGCUUUCUUCCCCAAAGGGAACUUUAGUCAGAGAGGGUGGUUGCAUCGUGAGAAGCACCUUUUGGAAAAUCCUGUGCCAACCAGAAGUGGACCAAACUGUGCACAGGUCAGUGUCAUGUCUUCACCAAGCAGCUAAGAGCACCUGACACCUUAGUGGUGGUCAGGUAGUAUUGUUGGCAAAAGGCAAGGAGAAGCACCAUUUUAGGUCAUAGCAACAGGGCUGUUUCAUUGUCUUUUUAUUUAAAAGUUUGCCAGUUGGGGUCAAAUAGGAAAACCCUGCAGUUCUCUGUGGAGAGGGAGAAAUAAUACUCUCCUCCUCUCUCACCUCUUCCUCCAACCCAAACCCAGCUGCAAAUCCAUUUAUUCGGUGAAGACGGAUGCUUCAACCCUGGGUCACAGGUCACCCUGGCAGUGGUGAGGGCAGAGCAGAGGUAGGUAACCCUCGGUAGGUGACCCUCGGGGCUCCUUGGCCGGCAGAGGGCACUGGGGCAUCUUCCCCAGGCCCCUGGGACUCAGCUGUGCUUCAAGUCACACACAGAGCCUGGAUUCAGGCCCUGAAGACCAGGGAGUGGUUGACCCUUUCCUGGUAAAAUUACUUUGGGAAAUUUCACUUUAAAAAUAAAAAAGGCACAGCUAGCUCUUUUGUCAAGCCUGAAACUAAGUGUACCUCACAACAGAUGAACGCCACUUGGCACCCUUUCUAGGAAGACAUCAGUAUUAUCCACAUUAAAUGUCACGAUGCUUUCUGCACUGAAUGAAAAAAAAAGUAUCUUCAUAGCUCUCUCUUAAAUACUGUGAUUUCUGUUUGUUUUGUUUUAACACUCUGAUACAAUUCAUUGACUAGCUUGUGACAAUGUGUCUAAUCACCAGCACCUAGACUCUUCUAAGUCAGGGUUCAGUACAGCGUAUGUUCAGAGCUGGACACAGCGAGCGAGCCAGCGAGGGGAAGCCCAAAUAGACAGCUGCCCAGGGGUGUGCACCCCUUACCUGUCACUGCCCCUGAGCUGUGCGCACGAUCUCCUCCCAAGGUGUGAAUCUGCUCUGUUAGUCACUUUGGAAAAAAAAAAACCAAAAAACAAGUGCGAGUCAAUCUGUUUAUAUCUCUCUCUGCCAGCUUGGUUUUCCUGAACCCUGGCUGGAAAUACCAACCUUACAUCAGUGUUUCUAUCGAGGCUACAGAGUAGGCCUGUUGGAUUAAUAGCUCUCCACUGAAAAUUGUUAGCUAUGAAUUAUUACCAAAGAACUGUGGCGAUCUGAGCUGUUCCAUUGAGUCUCCGUGUCAUUUCCCAUGUCCUGGCCACAUUUCUUCUUGGCAAUGUCUUCCUAACUCCCUACAAGGUAUACAACGGCACCAUCACAUUGGAACCCUAGGGGAGAGGGUCUGACAGACACACAGGAGGACAAGCACAUUUCCAAAGCAAGGUCUGAGACCUGCUUCCUGCCACCUACUCACUAAUGUCCUUGGUGCCAUCCUCUCAGACCUGGGAGCUUGCAGCCCUUCACCCCUGUGAUACUAACAGGCCUGAAUAAGACUUGUCGAGCCGGUACCAGCAUCCUCACACACACACCCCAACCCCCAGCUUGUUGUAGAUACAGGGCUCGCCAGGACAUCAGGAAUCAGGGUGAACACAGAAGGGCAAAUAGAAUUUUCUAGUCACAUGAGCUGAUUGGUUCCGGGCAAUUAGAAAAUGGCUAUAACUUAAUCUUAAUUUAAAAAAAAAAUCGAGUCUUCGUUUUCUCCGUAGGAGACCGAACUGACUGUAUGCAUUGAUUUAUAUCCUGAAUUUAUGGGAACCUGUAUGUUUGGAACAUCCUACUGUAAGCUGAGGAAUGUAAAGAGUUAAUUUCAGGGUACAGUUUUGCCUUAAUGGUUUUAAAAAUAAAUAAACUAUUUUUAAAAAUUAA